AUGACGAAAGGUUUAUCUGCAUCAAAUACGCCUAAUGUAUCAAAUAAACAACAAGAAAAUAUUCAUCAAUUAUGGUUAACAGCAGAUGGUGUAUGUUUUGAUGUUGAUUCAACUGUAUGUAUUGAUGAAGCUAUUGAUGAAUUAGCAAAAUUUCAAAAAGUUGGUACAUUAGUUGAAGCAAUAACACGAAAUGCAAUGGGUGGUAAUAUGAGUUUUCGUACAGCAUUACAAGCACGUCUUAAUCUUAUUAAACCAACAUAUGAAAAUUUAGAAGAAUUUAUUGAAAAUUUUCCAUCACAAUUAACAGAUGGUAUUACGGAACUUAUUAAUCUAUUACAUGAACGAAAAAUUCCUGUUUAUUUAAUAACAGGUGGUUUUCAUUCGAUUGUUGAUCCUAUUGCAAAAAAAUUAAAUAUUCCAUUAAAAAAUGUAUUUGCUAAUCGAUUAUUAUUUAAUGAUAAUGGUACAUAUGCCGGUUUUGAUGAAAAUGAAAUGACAUCAGAUUCAGGUGGUAAAGGACGUGUUAUUGAAUAUUUAAAAUCAAAAUAUGAUUAUCAACGUUUAAUUAUGAUUGGUGAUGGUGCAACAGAUAUGGAAGCAAAUGCUGAUGGAUUUAUUGGUUUUGGUGGAAAUGUUAUACGAGAUAUUGUUCGUGAUAAUUCACCAUGGUUUGUUAAUUCAUUUUAUGUACUUAUUGAUGAAUUACGAAAUAAUAGUAAAACAACUGUAUCACAUCAUCGAACAUUGACUACAAGAAAAUAUUCAACAGAAGUAAUAGCAAAUUAA
Molecule: messenger RNA, 786 nt
Organism: Adineta steineri
Lineage: Eukaryota; Metazoa; Rotifera; Eurotatoria; Adinetida; Adinetidae
Source: the annotation of a GenBank genome assembly